Molecule: messenger RNA, 5008 nt
Organism: Choloepus didactylus (southern two-toed sloth)
Lineage: Eukaryota; Metazoa; Chordata; Mammalia; Pilosa; Megalonychidae
Gene: DLG3
Product: discs large MAGUK scaffold protein 3
Exons: 20
Coding region: 297-2846 (849 amino acids)
Biological process (GO): chemical synaptic transmission
Cellular component (GO): neuron projection; postsynaptic density membrane; neuromuscular junction
Molecular function (GO): kinase binding
Source: RefSeq, a predicted model, not a curated record
CCUCUGCCCGGGCUCCCGCUUCUUCUUCGCCGCUGGGCCUCGGCCCAGGAACCACGACGGGCGACACGGAACCGCCAGUGCUGGAGGGGGAGUCGUGGGUGCGGGGCAGCGUGGGGGCAGAGGCCCCGGGACGCCCCCCCGGCCCCAGGCCCCGCUCCGCCCGGGCGCCCCCACGGGUGCCCCCCCCUUCCUGGUCCGAGCAGUGCGAGUGUGCCCGGGAGCCCGGCGGCGGCGGCGGCGGCGGCGGCGUGGAAACCGGCGUGGGCUGGGGGGUCCGAGCCGCGGGGGGCAGUGCCAUGCACAAGCACCAGCACUGCUGUAAGUGCCCCGAGUGCUACGAGGUGACCCGCCUGGCCGCCCUGCGGCGCCUCGAACCUCCCGGCUACGGGGACUGGCAGGUACCCGACCCCUACGGGCCAGGUGGCGGCAAUGGGGCCGGCGCUGGUUAUGGGGGCUACAGCUCGCAGACCCUGCCCUCGCAGGCGGGGGCCACCCCCACCCCCCGCACCAAGGCCAAGCUCAUCCCCACCGGUCGGGAUGUGGGGCCAGUCCCCCCUAAGCCAGUCCCGGGCAAGAGCACCCCCAAACUCAACGGCAGCGGCCCCAGCUGGUGGCCGGAGUGCACCUGCACCAACCGGGACUGGUAUGAGCAGGUGAAUGGCAGCGAUGGCAUGUUCAAGUAUGAGGAGAUAGUACUUGAGCGGGGCAACUCUGGCCUGGGCUUCAGUAUCGCAGGUGGCAUUGACAACCCCCAUGUCCCCGAUGACCCUGGCAUCUUUAUCACCAAGAUCAUCCCCGGUGGAGCAGCUGCCAUGGAUGGGAGGCUGGGGGUGAAUGACUGUGUGCUGCGGGUGAAUGAGGUGGACGUGUCGGAGGUGGUGCACAGCCGGGCUGUGGAGGCGCUGAAGGAGGCGGGUCCUGUGGUGCGGUUGGUGGUACGGAGGCGACAGCCCCCACCCGAGACCAUCAUGGAGGUCAACCUGCUCAAAGGACCCAAAGGCCUGGGCUUCAGCAUUGCUGGGGGCAUUGGCAACCAGCACAUCCCAGGAGACAAUAGCAUCUACAUCACCAAGAUCAUCGAGGGAGGUGCUGCCCAGAAGGAUGGACGCCUGCAGAUCGGGGACCGGUUGCUGGCGGUGAACAACACCAAUCUGCAGGAUGUGAGGCAUGAGGAAGCUGUAGCUUCACUGAAGAACACAUCUGAUAUGGUUUAUCUGAAGGUGGCCAAGCCAGGCAACCUCCACCUCAACGACAUGUACGCACCCCCAGACUAUGCCAGCACUUUCACUGCCUUGGCUGACAACCACAUAAGCCAUAAUUCCAGUCUGGGUUAUCUCGGGGCGGUGGAGAGCAAGGUCAGCUACCCUGCGGCUCCUCAGGUUCCCCCAGCCCGCUACUCGCCCAUCCCCAGGCACAUGCUGGCCGAGGAGGACUUCACUAGAGAGCCCCGCAAGAUCAUCCUGCACAAGGGCUCCACAGGCCUGGGCUUCAACAUUGUAGGAGGAGAGGAUGGAGAAGGCAUUUUUGUCUCCUUCAUCCUGGCAGGAGGCCCAGCUGACCUGAGUGGGGAGCUGCGCAGGGGAGACCGGAUCUUAUCGGUGAAUGGAGUGAACCUGAGGAAUGCAACUCAUGAGCAGGCUGCAGCUGCUCUGAAACGGGCUGGCCAGUCAGUCACCAUUGUGGCCCAGUACAGACCUGAAGAGUACAGUCGCUUUGAAUCGAAGAUACAUGACUUGCGAGAACAAAUGAUGAACAGCAGUAUGAGCUCUGGGUCUGGGUCCCUUCGAACAAGCGAGAAGAGGUCUUUGUAUGUCAGAGCUCUGUUUGAUUAUGACCGGACUCGGGACAGCUGCCUGCCAAGCCAGGGGCUCAGCUUCUUUUAUGGUGACAUUCUGCAUGUCAUUAAUGCAUCAGAUGACGAGUGGUGGCAGGCAAGACUGGUGACCCCUCAUGGAGAAAGUGAGCAAAUUGGUGUGAUCCCUAGUAAGAAGAGGGUGGAAAAGAAAGAAAGAGCUCGAUUGAAAACGGUGAAGUUUCAUGCCAGGACGGGGAUGAUUGAAUCUAACAGGUCGAUCAAAACGAAACGUAAAAAGAGUUUCCGCCUCUCUCGAAAGUUUCCAUUUUACAAGAGCAAAGAAAACAUGGCCCAGGAGAGCAGCAUACAGGAACAGGGAGUGCCAUCCAACACCAGUGACAGCGAAAGCAGUUCCAAAGGACAAGAGGAUGCUAUUUUGUCAUAUGAACCAGUGACACGGCAAGAAAUUCACUAUGCAAGGCCUGUGAUCAUCCUGGGCCCAAUGAAGGACCGAGUCAAUGAUGACCUGAUCUCUGAGUUCCCACAUAAAUUUGGAUCCUGCGUGCCACAUACUACCCGGCCUCGGCGUGAUAAUGAGGUAGACGGACAAGACUAUCACUUUGUGGUAUCCCGAGAACAAAUGGAAAAGGAUAUUCAGGACAACAAGUUCAUUGAGGCAGGCCAGUUCAAUGAUAAUCUCUAUGGGACCAGCAUCCAGUCAGUCCGGGCAGUCGCCGAGAGGGGCAAGCACUGCAUCUUAGAUGUUUCUGGCAAUGCUAUCAAGAGGCUGCAGCAAGCACAACUUUACCCCAUUGCCAUUUUCAUCAAGCCCAAGUCCAUUGAAGCGCUUAUGGAAAUGAACCGACGGCAGACAUAUGAACAAGCAAAUAAGAUUUAUGACAAAGCCAUGAAACUGGAGCAGGAGUUUGGAGAAUACUUUACAGCCAUUGUACAGGGUGACUCACUGGAAGAGAUUUAUAACAAAAUCAAACAAAUCAUUGAGGACCAGUCUGGGCACUACAUUUGGGUCCCAUCCCCUGAAAAACUCUGAAGAAUCCCCUCCAACCAUUCUCUUGUGAACAGAAGAAAUCAAGUCCCUCUUCCCUCCUCCCUCUUCAUUCCUGUCCCCAUGGGGAGAACAAAUGACUACUGUUCUUGUCCCCUUUUUUAGAUAUGUCAAAAAAAAUUGAGUUUUCUAGUCCUGUUCUGGUUUUUGUUGUUUUUUUUUUUUUUUUUUUUUUUAAUUUUUGUUUCAUUUUAGUUUAUUUUUUGGGAUGAUGCCAUCUCACUCAUCAUGUGACUGUGCCCAUUCCUGCAUGGACCUUUCCCAAGCGCUCGCACAGGUGCAAAUCCAUCCAAGUCAUUGUUUUCUUAAAAAUCAAGCAGAAGCGAAGAGAAGCGAGGAGGACUGAUGGAAAGACAGACUCUGGACAGCUACACGGGCGUGUGAAAUGAGCUAUAUGCACAACACGAUGAGAUGCUCCUGGGGCUUUUCUACAGAUCUGUAUUGCUGUCUUGCGCCUCUGAACAGUGCAACAUAACGGCAACACAAAGUAUCUUAUUUAUAUAUAUAUGUAAUUUAUAUAAAAUAUAUAGAAAUUAUUAUAUAUAUAUUAUACACUCUCAUAUAAUAUAUAUAUAUUCACACACACAUUUGGACUAGAAAAUCUGUGGAGACUUCAUCAAUGGUACUAUGUUAUUAGAGAAAUGUUUUAAUUUUCAUAUUCCAAUCAGAUGGCAUCUUAUAUCCCAACUGGUUGGGAAGGGAUUGAAAAUAACAGUAGUAAGUGCUGUACUAAAGGCACUUGCAUCUGCUCAUUCUCUUGAGAGCUCAGGUAGGAGGGGGUCAUCUUGAGACCCCUGAGAGAGGGCUUUUUUUGCCUGGGGCGGGGAGAGAGGGUUGGAGACUUGACCCUAAAGCAGCUGCUGCCCUUGAAGUGCAGUCAGUCCUGUGUGUGGAAAGCACGAGAAUGGCUAACGAUGCUCCAUAUUAAAUUGCCUAUUGUUUUAUGCCACCUGAUGUGUCUGCAUGAGAGAUUUCCUUUUUUGUUUGUUUUUAAGCUGCUGUUAAACCAAAACCAUGUUGUGCUACUGUGUCAGCCUUUUUCAUUAUUCCAAGUUUUGCUUUUACUAUUUAAGUGAAUGCGUAGAAUCCAAUUUGACAGUGUUCUAAAGGCUUAUAAUGUUCUGAAGGAGCCAGACUUGGUGAUAAACAGUAGAUGACCCAGGCCUGGCCUGGUCAUCCACAGAAGGGAAAGUGUCUGCUGGUAAGGGUAGGGGCUGGGGCACUCUGCAUCUCGGUGUUGUCCCUUUACUUACCUGCCAGGGGCACGCAGGACUCAGCUGAGGCUCCUUCACGGGUCCCCCUGACAGGGAUGGGGAGUAACUUUUCCUUCCUUGCCAGGACAACGGAACAGCACUAGGCUUAGCCAGCUGUGUACUUAGUAGUUUGAUUUGGGCUUUUUUUGCAGCUGCUUCAUAUGCCCUACCCCAGCCCCCUCACCGACAGCUGGUAGCUUACUGUUUCUUCAAGAAGAAAGUAGAUUCGAAUGCUGUACAUUUGAGCUGUAGAGCAAAACUUCACUUCCCGGUGAGAUGUGAAAUCUUGUAGCUUUUUCUUGGAGGCCAAAGGCAGUGAUUGUGGCCAGGGGGUGUUUUUCUCUGACCACAAAUGCAGGCCAUGGGUGUGGUUCAGGCCCCCUCCCCAUCCCCCACUGCUCCUUUUAGCCAGUGUGCCUCCCUCCCCUCCACGCUGGAGGGGUGACACAGGGGAGAAGAAAAUAGAAAUGCUUGGCCCUAGGGCCUAGUCAGCCGUUUCCUGGCCCAUGUGGUCUGAUCAGUGCAAACAGCUCUCUUCUGAAGACACUUAAGUGCUACCAGCCAAAUUGGGGGGAUCUGUUAACAUUUAUCCUACCAGCAUAAUGGGGCUAACAGUGUGGGGCCCAGAAUAAGGGUAAAGAAAGGGCAGCAGCUUUACCUGGGCUGAAGGCAAAGAGGGAGAAAGUGAUGGCCGAUUAUGACUCUGGGGAGGAGGGGGUGAGCAAGGAGUGUGGAUUUCUACGAUAACUAAGCGAUAUAUCCUGAAUGAUGCUCGGCCCUCUACCUCUCCCGGGGAAGAAACACAAAGAUGAAAAGUAAGCAUGACACUAGUUGGUUUACCAGUGUUCCUUCCGAGGAGACAUAUAUUUUUUAAUAAACGAUAGUUGCAAUGAA